Messenger RNA from Triplophysa dalaica, 2751 nucleotides. It is a transcript of the gene cep68, whose product is annotated as centrosomal protein 68. The record is from RefSeq and is a predicted model, not a curated record. The transcript is spliced from 8 exons. Bases 269 to 2335 code for a protein of 688 amino acids. NCBI's taxonomy places the organism in Eukaryota, Metazoa, Chordata, Actinopteri, Cypriniformes, Nemacheilidae.
UCUCCGUUCUCUGAUCCGCCUUGAUUAUGACUGUUUCCUCAAGCUUGCGGAUUCUCAACAAUGGUCUUUUAUAUCGUAUUUUAUUACUAGAUCUUAUGUGCGUAGUUCAUCCAGAUGCCGAAGGACUUAACUUAAACGAAACGUUAGGGAUAAACAAACAGCAUGGAUUUCAGACAAGCCUGAACAUGCAGCUUUAAUCAGAUGACUUAUUUACAUGAGAACUCUCACUCUGGACAAAUGAGCCACCACAGAAAUCGGGCGUGUUGCAAUGGCCCUCGGAGUUGACAAGGCCUUAUCAGACACCUCCUCUCAGAUGGAGAACACAAGCUUUGGGAGAUGGAAGUCGAGGAUCCCAGAAUUCAUUCGCAGUGGUCCCAGGGAGAGAGAGGGGUCCAGGCAUGCGUGUGUCCAUAAGGCCAAAGAUCCAGACAAAGAGCUAGGUGGCUACAAAAAGACAGUCACUAUGGCACCUGUUUCCAGGUAUAUGACAGAUAAAAACAUCUACACCAUGAGAAAACCAUUGGUUUUCUCCACACAAUGCCUGAAAAUGCCCAUUCUGAAGAAUUCAUCCACAUUUGAAGAUUCAGAGAAGGAACCUCAUAUCAGCCACAAAGCAGAAUAUCCAAAAGCAAAGGAAAACAGCCCAGUCAAACAGUCAUUCAAAACCUUCGAAGCUGAUUCUUAUACAUUCUCUCCACAAAUGUCCAGGGAAGACCUGGAUACCUCCAUGAGUAUAUCGGACCUCAGGCAUUGGUCAAGUGACGAGGAGGCUAUCUUUAACACUUCAUCCAACGAACACAGCCUGUCCAGUCCCCCUUCUGCUAUUUUGAGCCUGGCAGUACCUCCAGUGCCAAAGUUGAUAUCCACUCCUCUAAGUAUGUCCCACUCAUCCAGCCAUACAUCUUCUUACACGAGAAGUGUUAAAACUAGAGCAGUUCAGAUGGACCGUGGGAAAGAUAGUCUCCAUAACACAGGACCUUUCCAUUAUCACACUAAGAACUCUCCACAUGGACAUAUGUCGACGAAUCAGGCCAAUUAUUGGGCAUGUGCCAUUCCGAAUUCUAUGCCGCCCUCCCCAGACCGGAGAUCCUCCAGCUGGGAUCCUCAUAAGGAAUACGAGGCGCUCCUGGACUAUACAUACCCACUGAGACCCAACAUGGCUAACACAUGGAGUUCACCAGAGUCUCUCUUGCGAUCUGAUUCACGCUUGCAAGAUUCUGGCAUUGAGUUGGACCACUUUUACAGCUCUUCCAUCUUGUCCGGUUUGGAUCCAUCCCAGGUCGGGACUCGACGGGGAAGGUCUAGUCCAGCAACAGGCCGAAGGUCAACUGAACUCCAGGAUCAAAGUCUAAACAAACUAUCACGCUCGAAGUCAUCAGAUGGUGUCCUAUCCAGAAGCUUGUACUCUCCACUGGACCAGACUGGUUUGUCAGGUGACAAACUGAGUCUAGACUGUGACAGGAAGCUGAAGGUUCAUUACCGUAAGUCUGGUGUGUUCUCUACCUUCAGGUCUGACCCCACAUUUAUAAGUUCAACAUGUAUCCUUCCCCGUCCAGGAUCACAGGAGGAUUGGGAUGAAGAAUUUCUUCGCCUGCCGGAACAGAUACAAGAACUGAAUUUACUUUCACAGCAUCUGAGGGACAUCAGUGCCCAGAUGAGCAAGCCAGUCACCACCAGCUGGGAAUCUUUGGGGAGUGAGGAUACUUCGGUCAGUUCACCAACCGUUCAAAUGGAAAAGCAAGGAGGAGGUGAUGAAGAAAUCUCAGAAGAUCAUCUCAAGUUUGAGGAUUAUUCAGAAGAGUCGAAGGAGACUGCUGCCAGACUGCAGCUGGUAAACCAAGAGGUGAACAGGAGCAAUCUGAGGGAGGUGGAAGCUAUCAUGGAUAAACUGAGCAGAAUAUCAAUGGCUGAUCUUCAUAUAGACCACCAGGAUGAAAAGGAGCCCAAGGAGUCACUCAUGCAGCACAUACAGGCAUUUUGUUCAAACUUAGAAAAGCUGAUUCAGUGGCUGUACAAGGUGGUAGAGAAGGUAGAGAUUCUUUCCCCACCCGCUAUCGAAUUAGACAGUGUCAAAGCCUCCUUGGCUGACUACAAGAGUUUUCAGGAAGAAGUCAACGCUCAUAAGCCUCUUACGGCAGAUGUUCUACAGACUGGAGAGAUGCUUUUGCAUUGCAUGAACUCAGCAUCUCCCUUUCUAGAGGAGACAUUGGUGUUAAUAGAGAGACAGUCUUAUACACUGGAAACUCAUUCGGAAUAUCUGUUUUCCUCUAUUCUGUCAGCCAUGGACAGCCUCACUGACCCCAGGAGUCUGGAGGUCUCAGCGGGGAUUUCCUGAUGACUGCCCAGAGAAAAAAAUAACAGCUCUCUUCACCGAGACAUCCUUUUCUGCACCUUUAAGUGCACAGGAGGACGAUAACCGCAGAUCACUAAAUACUUGAUUAAUAUUUUAAAAGGAUUUGACCUUUUUUGUACACUUGUUUAUAGUAUCAAAGAGAACUGUUUGUGAUUCAUUGGUAUUGCAAGUCUUCAGUUUUUUUUCAUAGGUGUUGAACCUUUCAUUUUGUAUUUAAACUUACCAGAUUGCAAUAUUGGUCACAUUGUAUAUUUUAACAUACUACUCUUGUCAGGUAUUGGCCUGAGAUGACUCCAUUAAGUAAUAGUGUGACGCUGUGCUGCAGAGACGCACAGACAUUGUGCCAAUUGUGAUUGUGAUCAAAGUUAUUUCCAUUAUAAAGUUUGCAUUUUCUCCUC